AUGAGUGCUGCACAGGCUGCUUUGAUUCCCGAUGCAGGUGCAAAUUCGGUAGUUAAUUCGGCCGAAUGCUCUAGCUCUGGCAAUGGCCAUGUCAAUGGUUUAUCUAACGACUCUACGUCAGGUAAGUCCGCCAGCACGGAGCCAGUUGAUAUUUCGUCGUUGGAGCAACGUACUUUGAACCCAGACUGGUUUCUCUACACAGAACUAGCGAGAUCGAACUUGGGAGAGCGUGCGAGUGCGGUUCUGUCCGUUUUGAUCAACAAGGGCAGACUCUCUACGAGAGAAAUUCAGUCCUACGUACCUGAUCUCUCGCUUUCCAGCAUUAGAACCGUGCUUGUCAGUUUGAUCCAAUUGAGGUGCGUGCAAUAUUUGGAAGAAACGUCGUUGUCUGGACGCAAAACCAUAUACUAUUACUUCAACGAAGAUGGUCUCAUUCUCAUGCUAUAUUCUGGUGAUAUCAGCUACAGAGUCACCAAGUAUUUCAAUGAACACACAGAACAGCAUUUGAUUAGCAUUGCACAGGAGAUCAUCCACAACGUGCUUGCCCUGGGGUCUCUCCAGGUGAAGGACUACUUGCAAUCGCUUUCAUCAGGCGAAACCGCAGAAGAAGACCUAUUCAACGUGCACCAAACUUUUGUUAGGCUCGCUGAGUUGCAGUUCUUGAUCCCCUUGCAAGGUAUCCACUACACGCCGAUCGAAGACUUGUGGAACCUGCUUUACCUACGAGAAUACAAGAAAUUACCCAAGAAUACUACCCAGUCCGAUUUGAAAAAGAGAAACGAGGCCAAAGCUAAGGCCAAAGCUGAAUUCAAUAGAGUUAUCACAAUGCCAACGAAUGGCGAGUCCACUAAGAAUCUCUUCGUUACAGACUCCAAGACGGGUUUCAAAAAAAUCAACGAAUCGAUUUCAUUGACUUUUAACCUCGAUAGAUACAUGAAGGCAAGAAGAUCAACCCAGUUGAUCCAUUUCGCCAAAAACAGAAUCGGAACCACCACUUCAAAAAUUUAUGCCGCAGCCCUCUCACUAACAGAGCAACUCUCCAACGACUUGUCUCACCCAUUGGCCAAGACAGGACUUUUCCAAGACCUUGAUGAAAGAACUGCAUUGUACGAAGAUCUCAAAAUUGACGAGGAAAACGUUAAAGGUGUUACAUUCACCGCCACAGAUCUCUCCAGAAGAUUACCAAAAGACUUAGACUUAAGGGGCACGCUCACCUAUGCUAACCAAUCCACUAAACGUAAACAAAAUAGACACCAGUCUAACCAAAUGGAAAAGAGAAUUAAAACUGAAGACGGUUUUGUUGUUCCUCCUUUACCAACUGUUCCGGAAGAAAGUGAGGAGGAUGACCUCGAAGACGCAAAUCUUGAUAUGAACAGUGAAGAUAACGAUCCUCAUUCUGUAAACUUGAUCGAUGGCCAUCUGCGAUUACUUUUAAGCUCUGGUAUUCCAUUUAUAAAAGAAUCAAAACCAGGCCAGUUUUUCGUCCCUUAUUCGGAACUUAUCCCAACAUUAAAAAUGCAUGUGUACGAUUCAUUAAUCGCAUCAACUUUGGGUGCAUCUUCUCAUCGUGUAUUAAGAUGUAUCAGAGACAACGGUCUUUGUACCGAGAAAACUAUUACUACAACCUCUCUAAUGAGAGAAAAGGAUGUUAGAACAGUGAUCGGCACUCUUAUUAGAUAUAACGCUAUCGAAAUUCAAGAACUACCAAGAACAGCUGAUAGAGCAGCUUCUAGAGCAGUGUUUUUGUUUAGAAUCAAGGAAAGACAUGCUUUUAACACAAUGAAGCAGAAUCUCACCUGGAAUCUUGCAAGACUCAUAGCCAAACUUGAGGCACUAAAAGAGGAGAACGCCACUCUCUUAAAAAAGGCUAAUAGAGACGAUGUUAAGGGCAGAGAAUUAGAACUUCUUCUUGCGAGUGAAAUCAACCAACUUAAAUUAGUCAAUGAUAGAGAAAUGAAUGGUUUAGUCCGUAGACAUAGACUUCUUUCUCUAUGGGAGGUUUUUAAACUAUUCUGA
This is a messenger RNA of Kluyveromyces marxianus DMKU3-1042, 2016 nucleotides long. It is a transcript of the gene RPC82, whose product is annotated as DNA-directed RNA polymerase III subunit C82. Gene Ontology annotation, biological process: DNA-templated transcription. Gene Ontology annotation, molecular function: single-stranded DNA binding. The record is from RefSeq and is a predicted model, not a curated record. NCBI's taxonomy places the organism in Eukaryota, Fungi, Ascomycota, Saccharomycetes, Saccharomycetales, Saccharomycetaceae. The transcript has a single exon. Gene Ontology annotation, cellular component: RNA polymerase III complex. The coding region runs from base 1 to 2016 and encodes 671 amino acids.